AUGAACGACCAGGGAGCUGGACGGUCUUACGACCGUGAUGACGAGAUAGUUGUGGAUAGAGAUGGGCUGCCUCACUACACAGGACAAAAUCCGGACUUGCUCAAGGAGUACAAGAAGAGAGUUACCCUGGCGCUGGCGCGGUUGGAAGGUAGUGGAGAUGACGAAGAAGCAAUCGCGCUGAGCCUCGAGAAGAAGAAGCGCAGAUUCAGGGUGAAGUUGCUCGACGGACUACACGGACGGGCAUGGCGUCGAGCAGAGCACUUCGCACAGGAGACCGCAGAAGUACGUGCUGAUGGCGGAGAGUGGCGGAUCUUCGAGGCGCUGGCGACGCUCGACAAGGAGGCCAUAGUUAAAAAGGGCAUGGCGUUCGAUAGUUUCUUCAAGCGGAGUUUCCGGAAGCGGGGCACUGAUAUGGGCGAGUACUUCUCGAACAAGGAGAAGCUGCGGGAGGAUUUGCAGGAGCGCGACGAGAACACCACGCUUUCGGACGAUUUGAUGGCAUACUUCCUGCUGAACGGCGCGAACCUCGCAGACGAGCAGAAGCGCAACAUCGUUCUCAACAACAACUCGGAGUACAACCUGGAGAUAUUUCAGCAUACUUUAACAGUCAACUUCCACGACCUGCACGAGAAAGAGAGACGGAGCGCGCUGGCCAACACGCACAAGCAGAAGUGGCAGAACCGGCGCGGAGGCAAGGCGAAUCAGGUCGAGGACAACAACAGCGGCGACGAGGACGACAUUACGGAUGAUGAGUUCGAAGAGGGCGCCAACGCGGCAGAUGAUGACCAGGAGGUUGCGAGCGACGCCGGAGCCAGCAACGACGACGAUGUGUUCGAGGCCUACAGCGCCUACGACGCGGCGAGGAAGAAGCUGAAGGACACGCAGAAGCAGCGCGGGCUCUUCAAGGGCGAGGUGACCUUCGAGGAGCGUCAGGAGCAGAUCAAGGAGGAAAAGAAGCGCACGCGCUGUGGAGCGCGCGGUCGCAUCGGACACUGGGCAGGAGAUGCCGCGUGCCCGAAGACAGGGAAGCAAGGCGACAAGAAGUUCGGUGGAGGACGAGGCGGAGGCCGCGGGAGCGGCAAACCCAAGGCUAAGCCUGGGCGCGGAGGCAAGUCGUACUUCACGCUCGACGGCACCACGGACGAGGACGAGCUGAUGGAAGAGGUGACCUCCUUCAUGGCGCGCGGCGACGACGUCUCGGGCGACCGCGACGGGGCGGUCGAGGAGCAGGAUUCAUUCUACACGGACUCGGAUGAGGAGCCAGACGACGAGCGUGCAGACGACAGCUACCACAGCAGGGACUACGACAAGGACAGGAAGAAGUCGGCAGGAGCGGCAAGCAGUGGAGAGGCGGCCCCGAGGCCGUCGGCAGCACCGAAGGACAUCCCGACCACGCCAGAUUUCAGGGCCUGGAAGCAGUGCGAGCUCAAGAGUCACCUCGGCGAGCUCGGGCUCCAGACCAACGGCAAGAAGGAGAUCCUGAUCGAGAGGCUCGAGGGACACUACUCGGGCAAGGCGCAGGUCAAGAAGGGGUGCAGUGUUUCGAGGACCGCAGCAGCGUUCGCGGACGGGACUUCGACGAGAGCACCGGGCGAGAACAUCAAGUGCGCGGACUGCGGCAAGUAUGGACAUCGCGGAGGAGACAAGCUUUGCCCGCUCUACGCCGAAAUGCAGGCCUACCAGCAGGCGAAGCAGCGUCAGGAUCUGGAGAAGAACGCAAAGGUCCCGCUGACCAAGCCGAACAUCUCGAAGCAGCAGACGGAGAUUGGCGCCAAGUCACUGGGCGCAAGGCCUAAUGCAGCAGCUACAUCAUCAAGAGCGUCCACAUCCUGGGAGCUUGUGAACGACGACAACACGUUCAUCGAGCAGCUGACCAGUCCGAAGUGCCGCCGCCAGGGCAUGCAAGUGAAGAGCAACAACCUGGACGGCAACAAGUUCUACGGAUGCCUGAACUUCAACGCCAUCACCAGAUGCUACGCGACGGCGGCCCUUCGGGCCGUUCGUUUCGACGCUAAGCAAGGGCAGGGCCGUGGAGGGGGCUCGACGUCCCUCAGUCAAGGACGCAUAAGCCGUCUUGAGGAGCCUCUUAGGUCAAGGACGUGGGCAGCCAUUUUGGCAUCGCCCGACGAGCUCGCCGCUGUGCAGCUCGACCCGCAGAGCCUCGCCCUGUUCAAUGCCGGGGGCCAGUUCACCUUCGCCGUGGGGCGCGCUGACUGCACUACAAUUAAUUACGACGUGGUGGCCCUUGUGGACACCGCCUGUGCCCUUUGUAUGCACAGCAAGAGCUGGAGGGAGAGGUUUGAGAAGCACUUACCCCCCGACCUUACCUGCAGGAAGACGGACAUCCAGCGGAAGUUCACCUUCGCGAGCGGCUCCAAGCAGCAGGGUGACGUCUACGUGAUCCCGAUCGGCAUUGGAGGAUUCAGAGGAGAGGCGCAUUCGACCGAGAUCCCGACUGGGACGACUCCACUGUUGAUCUCCAUACCUGCCCUGGACAUGUUAGACGGCCACAUUCACAUGAAGUCAAAGAAAUUGGAGCUUUCGGCAUUGGGAAUCACAGUACCUCUGACCAAGAUCAAGAAUACGACACACCUGGGUAUCGAUGUAUCGCAGUUCGGAGAUGACCAAGAUUCGGUACUACAGCGCAUGGAGCUCAAGUCAUCCCGGGGCGACGCGAUCGUGCACCUUGCGACGUGCAAGGGCGUGGUCAAGGAUGGCUAUGCCUAUCUGGAGAACGACGAUUGCAACGAUGAGGAGACUUGCGACACUGUCGAGAUAGAUGCAAUUCGUCGCCAGGGCGCGAGCUCGAAUGAUGAGACUGGCCAGAAGUUGGAGAUAUCCUUGGCAGCGAGAGGUGUGCGCAAGUCAGAUACGAGAGGCGAGCUCACCAGUCGAAGAGCACAGGAGUUGUCAACUACAGCUUCGAGGAUAGCGGCUGAGGAGAAGCGGACUUGGGCUACGCUCAAGAAGGAGUACACGCUCGCAGAGAGGAUGGCCACAUCAGGGUUCAAGAAGACGAUGAUCUUCGAACCUUGGGGCGGCAGCUUUAUCGUUGCGAGAGUGGCAUCAGGAGUUUUCGGUUGGACGAAUUCGCAACCGCUGGACAAGUUAGACGACUGCGACCUGAUGACCAAGGAAGGCGAGGACUUGCUCUUCGAGAUCCUCGACGAGCACGACCCGUACCUCACGAUCACCGCCUUCGACUGCCGCAUAUGGUCAGUUAUGGCGAACAUGAGCCCGACGGUGGAUUGGGGGACUCUGCGAAGGACUUACGGAGUUCGAGUGCUCAAGUUGGUGAAGCGCAUCUGCUUACACCGUUACGAAAGGCAGCGAUAUUUUCUAGCAGAACAGCCAUGGUCAGCAGCUUCCUGGAAGUACAAGAACAUCUUGGCCGAGAUCUACGCGCUGCCGAAUGUCUGGUUCGCCUGUGGAGCUCAGUGUGGUUUCGGCAAGAAGGACAUCGACAGCGGCAAGCCCAUCCAGAAGCUGACCGGCUACCUCACAAACAGCCAGUGCGUUCUUAACAAGCUGGCUGCCCCAUGCAAGUGCCAGACUGCUCACGAGAUGGUGGGGGGCAACAGCUCCGCCGGGAAGAGAGCAGCUCAGGCAGCGGCCUACCCUCCGAGGAUGGCGACGGCGAUCUGCGAAGGAGUGAAGCAGCAGAUGGAGAUCGACAGCGCCGUCGCACUCGCCAACGGAUACAUGGAGUCGAGCUUCCCUGUGGAUGAUGGGGUGGACACCGAGCCGCCCCCCAAGAGGGCUCGGCGAGGAGCAAAGCUACUCGGAGGGACAGGCGGACUAAGGCGGAGAGUUACACGCAAGGGCGGCUGGCUCAGCAUGGCCAAGGAGAAGGUCGACAAGGUGAUGGAGAUUUUCAGUAGUUUCGUCGGCUUCCUCACGCCCCUCACCUUGCUGUGGCCUUCAGUGGACAAGAGGGCCGCUGAGAUUGCCAAGCUUGAGGAGGCGUCCGCCAGCGUGAAGCUGAUUAUGAUACGACGGAACCCACGUUCUCUGCUCACAGCGGUGCCCCACUUGCAUGCUUCUCAGGCACUUCUGCGGACUGCCUACGCUCGGUCCAAGCGUGGCGUGUGGUCCGAGCUCGGCUGGGAGGAUUGGACCAACUUGUCAUCGCAGCAGCGGGUGAUGAAGAUCGCCGGGGCCGACCUACUCAUCAUGGUGUACGGCGCGCAGAUCGGCGAGGCAGAGGACGGCGAGCAAGAUAAGGAGACUAUGAGGAAGCAACGAUGGGAUCAGCUACCACGCGACCUGAAGGUGGCGAUUCGACGCUUGCACGAGAACCUCGGCCACGCGCCCAAGAUCGAGAUGCUAAGGGCCUUGAGGAUUUCCAGAGCCUCGGAGGCCGCGAUCAAGGCGUGCAGGCUUUUCUCCUGUGAGCACUGUGAACGCACGAGGCGACCGUUGCUGGCGAAGCCGAGCAAGUUGCCGAGCGUCGACGAGAUCAACGUUGUCGUGGGCUUCGACACCUUUGCUGAGAAGGACGCGGACCAAGCAGAGUGGCAGUUUCUGAAUAUUGCAUGCUUGGACUGUUCGUUCCAGGUGGUUGCUUUACUCGGCGAAGUUCACAGGAUGACGGGCUCAACCACGGUGCUGGAGACUUACGAGUUGUGCUGGGCAUCCUGGGCUGGUGAGCCUGAGGUCGGAGUCAUCGUCGACAGGGCCAAGGGCUUCCUGGGCAGUUUUUCUGAGCACAUGUCGAGUCGUGGGUGCAGAUUUGAUUCGGCCGCCAAGGCGGCAGCAUGGCAUAUCGCCAAGGUCGAGCGUCAUGGAGACCUGGCAAGCCAUGACGUCCUGAAGGCCGUGAUGGAGAUCAACCAGGCGAAGAACUCGCUGAGCAGGAGGUCUGGUUUCUCACCGGCGCAGUGGGUGCUGGGAAGAGAUAGUCGCCUCCCGGCGGACUUCAUGGACGACGGCGAGCUUGAUGAGAGGAUCGGUGCCAUUGCGGCAUCGGCUACCCCGACAUCGAAGUUUGCCAGGAAGUGCGCGCUGCGGCAGGCGGCGCGGGAGGCCCACGCGAAGAUCGCCAACGAGGAAGCGAUCAAGAGGGCUGAGCUUCGACAAGUUCGACCAGAACGAGGACCUUUCAACGUGGGCGACUGGGUUUUCUACUACGACCAGAAGGAGCAGGGCAAGCGGCCCGAGAGCGUCGUCAACUGGAGAGGAGUAGCCCGCGUGAUAGGUCACGAGGGCAAGCACACGAUCUGGAUCGUGCACCGCGGGAUCACGAUCGCCUGCGCUCCCGAGCACCUUGCCAGGGCUUCCGACGAGGAGGUCCGAGCCUGGCUGGUGACGGCGCAGGAGGCAGACUUGAUAGACACCACCGGGGUGCCGCAGCCGGCAGAGCGUGAAGCACCUGCCGAGCCACUGGUCCAAGAGGAGGAGCCGCCCGUGGAGGAGGUGACGGAGGACCCCUACCAGGAGGAGCCCCCGAUGAUGCAGCUGGGACCACCGCCGCCAGUCGAGCCACGAGGAGCGACACAAGCGGAGGACGCGGUGAAGGACUUUGUCAACGAGGCUGUACGAUCCAACCAAGUACCGAUGGGCGACGAGCGGGAUCCUGAUCUUGAUGAUUUCCACACUCCUGCGGCAUCGUUCCCGCCUCGCCCGGCGGAGGGAUCUGCCAGUAGGGAUAAGGAGAGUCGGCCAGCGGAGGAAGCUGCAGAGCGGGGGGCGAAGAGACAGAAGUUGCUGGAUGAUGUCCCCGAGUCGAUCAAGACAGACGACGCCUUUCAGGUCUACGAGGAUAUGGACUCUAUGAUCGACGAGGUCAGCAAGGAGGUUUUCGUUUUUGGCGUUGAGCGCAACGAGUUCGAGUACUCCUACGAGGCUGGAGUGGAAGCCUGGCAAGAUCUGGAUGCUUGCGACACGCUGAGCCUCGGCGAGAGUGAGCAGAUCUGGGAGACCAAGCGCGACCUGAUCAUACUGGCCGAGUGGGUGAGAACCAACAAGAGUGAGGGCGUUCUGGACGCCGAGUUCGAAGCGAAGUCGAGGAUGGUGGUCCAAGGCUUCAAGGACAAGAGCCUCGGCGAGUAUCGAAGAGAUGCGCCAACAGCAUCGAAGUUGGCGGAGGCAAUGGUGUUUUGA
Messenger RNA from Prorocentrum cordatum, 6102 nucleotides. The record is from the annotation of a GenBank genome assembly. NCBI's taxonomy places the organism in Eukaryota, Dinophyceae, Prorocentrales, Prorocentraceae.